Messenger RNA from Neoarius graeffei (lesser salmon catfish), 1187 nucleotides. RefSeq lists its product as uncharacterized. NCBI's taxonomy places the organism in Eukaryota, Metazoa, Chordata, Actinopteri, Siluriformes, Ariidae. The transcript is spliced from 3 exons. Bases 39 to 1187 code for a protein of 382 amino acids. The record is from RefSeq and is a predicted model, not a curated record.
CUUUUCCUGAUCAGGGCCUCAUUAUUGGACUCGGACUAAUGGGGGCGGAGCAAAACAAACUCGCUUCCUCACCAAGCAACGCGGUGAAACGAAAAGCCUUCAGCAGCCAAUCAGGUGGCGCUUUGGAAUGUUUAAUUUCAAAAUCCUUCAUUUGUUCAACGGCUGAGUUUCGGCAUCCACGAGCGACUCUGCGAUUCCUCCUGCUGCACCACUGGAUUGAUUCCCACGACACACCUGGAUUGAUUCCAGCACCAGCUCGAGAAUUAACUCCUGCAUCGCCAGCGAUGAACUUCUUGUUCGAAGACCUGCUGCUGCAGAUGGAGGCGCUGCCACCGCGCGAAUGGAGCGGACUGACCGAGCCCUGCGACGGAAGGAUGUUUCCUGCCAGCGAGGAGAGACAUGAAGAGGAUCAAGAUCCCACACCUCAUCAGGAAGAAGAGGAGGAUGAUGAUGAUGGGUUUGAGGCAUUUUUGAGGGCCCUGCCCCCUUUAGAGACCCUGUCCCCUUUAGGAAGCCCAUCUCCUUUGAGCGCCCUGCCCCCUUUAGGUACCCCAUCUCCUUUGAGGGCCCUGCCCCCUUUAGAGACCCUGUCCCCUUUAGGGAACCCCUCUCCUUUGAGGGCCCUGUCUCCUUCCUUGAACCCCUCUCAUUUGAGAUGCCCACCCCCUUUAUGGAACCCACCCCCUUUAUGGAACCCACCCCCCUGCUCUACCUCCAUCUCUCUUAGCAACCCACCCUCCUGUGAUACCCCGGCCCCUUUCUGGAACCCACCCUCCUGCUCUGACCCCAUCCCUCUUAGCAUCCUGACCCCUCUGUGGAACCCACCCCCCUGCUCUGCCCCCAUCCCUGUUAGCAACCCGCCCUCCUGCGAUACCCUGGCCCCUUUGAGGAACCCGCCCCCCUGCAGUAUUUCAACCCCUUUGACGAACCCCACACCUGUUAGUAUCCUGCCCCCCUGCAGUAUCUUGACCCCUUUGAGGAACCUGACACCCUUCUGGAACCCAACUCCCAUCUGGAUCCCAGCCCCUUUGAUGACCCUGUUUCCUUCAGGGAACCCCACUAUGGUCCCCGUAGGGUUUCUCCCCGUAGACUGUGUUCCUGUCCCUCACCAGGGGAAAAGGAGGAGGGAUGAAGAAGAGGAAAACAAAAAAGCUCCUCCUCGUAGAAGGCAGCGUUGCUCAUCUUGA